Gigantopelta aegis is the source of this 4085-nucleotide messenger RNA. Its product is annotated as protein inturned-like. The transcript has 19 exons. Gene Ontology annotation, biological process: cilium assembly; nervous system development; vesicle-mediated transport. Gene Ontology annotation, molecular function: protein binding. The record is from RefSeq and is a predicted model, not a curated record. The coding region runs from base 62 to 3331 and encodes 1089 amino acids. NCBI's taxonomy places the organism in Eukaryota, Metazoa, Mollusca, Gastropoda, Neomphalida, Peltospiridae. Gene Ontology annotation, cellular component: cytoplasm; cilium.
GUGACAAAAAAUGGAAAUGGUGGAAAAUGUAUAGCCUGUUUAUUGAUACAUAGGCUGUACUAUGGCGUAUUUUCCUAAAAUUGGGCCAUUUUAUGAUCCAGACAACGAGCAGGAAAUUUAUGGAGACAGCCAUGGACGAAUCCAAAUGCGGACUUUUCCGCCAGCUAAAAACGAAGGGGCUCUGUGCCAAUCGUUUUUGACAGAAGAUAAACUGGGAAGAAACUGGACUACUUACGUAAAUCGAGAAGAGGGAGGUGUAUAUUUUGUUAGUGUUGAUAAUGGAAAACAAGGUGACACGUCAGCAAACGUUAGUGCAGAACAUCAGAAUGGUCACGAACAACAUGAAAGAUACGAUGCAUCCCAGUCUGUCUCGCCCAGAAGACCAAGCAUGGACAGUGGACUCGGAUAUAGUCCCAGCUGUGAUUAUGAACCCCCUGAAAGAAACAAUCGAUACACUGGAUCUGGUAAGAAGGAAGUGCCAAUGCCAAGAAUCGAAGAAGUCACAGAUUUCAGACGAGGUGACAGUUACGACAAGCAGUAUCACUGUGAUCAAACAUACAGUCAGGUUCUUUCACGAAAAAAGGAUCGUACAGCAAGAGAAGAGGAAGUCACUGAUUUCCGGAGCAGCGAUGUGCUGGAUUCUAGAUCAGAUUAUGCAACGGAUGAUUAUCACAGUCCACCAUUUUACAGAACGAUCAAUGGGAACAGUGAACAUUAUGAAAAUGGUUCUCAUGCAUAUUCUAGAGAUCCUCAAAGACAUUCCAGUAAUUGUUCAGGGAAUUCUUAUCAUAUUGCAACCAAAACUAACCAAAGAUAUGAAACAACAUUUGAAGAGACAUCUUAUGAUCAAACUACUCAACAAACAUUUGAUGACUGUGUUACUCGUAAUACUCCAAUGGACAAAUCGACUCACUCAUGUUCUGUGUCGGACACCAGGUCAACAGUUUCACAAAGUAUUGUUAAGGAUAGUCAUGGUGUGCAGCGAUGCAAGGACGUUUUUCUUCUUCCAAACUUUAAGCAUGUUUGUCGGACUGCUGACUCUGGUGUUGUGUUGUGCGAGAAACUGUUUGGUAUUAUUCUGUUUCAUUACAACCAUAAAACCGGAUCAGGUCGAACAGGAGAACACAAUAUGACCAACGUGCUGAGAGAGAGGAAGGUUAUUGUUCAGGGAGUUACGCCUCGAUCGCCGGCCGAGAAAUGUGGCCACGUUCACAGAGGAGACAUGCUGAUUUCGUUGAAUGAUUUUGAAGUCAACUGGUUGAAUAUUGAUAAGAUAUUUCAAACUUUAACCAAAAGAGAACAAGUAAAGUUAACAUUCCAGUUGCCUGUUAUCGUCGGUCCAAAACCUCCCUUACCAUCUUCACCGGCCAGACCACCACCUCCUCAAAGAGACUUUUACAAACUAGUGACAGGAAGUGACAUCCUCAGAGGCCAGGCAGACCUUGAUGACAUCACAUAUUCUCUGAUGUAUUUGACUUUGUCCGAAUCGUCAGAUGAAGUUAAAGCUUCACGGGAUGAUAUUGUGUACAUGUAUCCACUGUAUGACACCAAGCUUGUGGACAUUCGAGGACUUUUCUUAACUCUGAAUUCCUUUUUGGUUGAAGUCUCCAAUUCAAGACCUAAAAGCUCGCUGCUGGAGAUUGGCGACAAGAAAAUCAACAUAGCUUACUGGUGUGAAGAUACUGAUGUGCUUAUCGUUGGUCUGCCACAAGACAGGGUGCCAUUGUCAUGUUUGGACGAGUUGCUAGAACAGAUUGUCAGAUUACUCCAAAUCAUGUUUGGUGGCCUCAGCAAAGCAUUUAAACGCUGUGAUAGAAAUGAGCUGGAUCAGCUGUUCUCGCUGACAUUCCACCAGGUUCUGGCACCUCGUGCCUCACACUGUGACUUGGAGGACUGCCAGUCUCAUUCCAUCUUCCUCGAUACAUUCACGGGCGUGGCAACCCUGCAGCUGUCAGAAGAAAAUAAACUCAUUUGUGAUGAAAUACUCAGUGAAUAUGAAGCUGCAGACUUUGAUGAGUUUAUGGAAGAGGAAGCUCUUGAAGAGAGAAGAUCCUUUUCAGUUUUAGGAUGUUCUUUAUUCUACAAGGAGCAUCAGCUGUGUACUCACCUGUGUGCCGAGGACUCCACUGAUGUGAGUCUAUUUGUGAAGCACCACGGCCUGCUGUCGAUGAUGUCACAGAAGUCUGUGGCCGACGUUGUGGUGUGGCAGGAGUUGUGGCCGACACGAUGCUGUCACCGUCCAAACCCCGGGGUUCUAGGUUACCAACAACCAUCGGGCAGGUGGUUUCUGCUGCUGGUUGGUAUGAAACACUUUCUGCUUGGGACCCUGCUGGAGGUGGGCGGCUGCACGAAGCCUCCUGAGGAAGUGACUGGCCCGGAUGUGAUGCUGGUCGAUCAGGCAAAGGCUACUCUGCUGCAGCUGGAAGCAGACAUCGACAUAGCCGAUAUUUGUGAAACGAGAUUAUCUUGUGAUUCAGGAAGUGUGCCUCUAGUCAGAGCUGAAUCGUACAUUACAAAGAAGUCAAAGAGGGAGAGUCCACACUCUCCACUGAAAUCACCAGACUCCCCCAAUUUUGCAUCAACACCACUCAAAUCAGCGAAAGAUGCCGUGGUUAGAACCCAUUCCAGCUUUGGAUCAGACAAGAAACCAGGCAUUUUGGAUGACGCUGACUCCGAUAAAAGUGGAAACAUCACGGUGACCGACAACUCUCCGGUGAUGUUGAGAAAGGGCAGCAAACUGUCGUACGGUUCCAAUGAUUCCAUGGGUAGUGGCAGCAGUACCGGGGCUCCCAAGACAAAAUCAAGUCGAAGAAGUCUGUUGAACGAUAUGGCAAAUAUCGGUCGUGGUGUCUCUUCCCUACAGAUAGAGGAGUUUGAAACAUGUAACAGUGACAGGCAACUGACUCGAGGCAGAGAAAACUGUCUGUUCCACUAUGUGAAGCUUUACGACGUGGAUGGUCUGUUUGUGAUGCCGUCACACCAACAAAUGGCUUACGGUGCCAUUCAGUCUCAACUCCUGGAUAACUUCUACCGGUGCUCCAUACUGAUACGCAAAACAUUUGAGAAUAGCAAUAAAUCUAAGGAUGCAAGUAGCAGGCCAGAUAGAUUUGGUGUGUGUACGUCAUUUGAUGGUGUUCAGGAACACGGCGUUCUGUUUAAACACUGCCCGCCCUCCUCCGCUGACAGUAAAAAAUCACCUCCUAGUCUCUCCUAUUGGGUUGUCGGACGCAAGUUUACUGAUGGCUCUGAGCUGUACGUGUGUUUCCAUGAAUCAUCCAGCCAGUCGGUGGUAGAAAUGGCUUUCAACCUGAACUUUGGAACUGAACUCUAAUCUACCAGUGAUAUAUUCAUAGCUAGUGCCUUCUAGUGAUUCAUAGUUUAGUUUACUUUCAUUAUACCAGUCAGACAGAACUGUGGUGGUAAGGUUUCAUUGUAAAAAAUACUCAUGAGACAAGCUGGAGAAAAAUAUGGUCUACUAAAUCAAGAGGAAACACCUGAUUCUGAUCUGUAGUCUCCAUUAAUUAUAGGAUAUUAAACAAGCUUCCAUUUCAUAUGAACGUUAUAUCCCAUAUGAAUUAAUUUCCAUGUGUUAUGAGAGCUUUAGCACAAGGGACAAAAAUGUUAUAAGAAAUGGUAAUGGGUGUAAUAUCCUAUUUGUUGCACUAUAACCUGUGUUGUGCACAAUGUGGCCUGGUGAAAUUACUUAUGAGAAUAGAAACUGGUAAUGUACAUUUUAUAAUUCAACCGUAGUGUGUGAUGGAAUAAAUGGCAGCGUGGGACAUAUCACAUUUUUAUUUGAUAUUUUUGAGCCAAGAUAUUUUCAACCACAUAAGUAACAAAUCAACUAUUAUUAUGCAUUGAUUUCUAAAUCCACAACAUACACAUUAAAAUUAUAUCAUUUAUUUAUUGGAUUAUAUAUAAUUUAUAUACAAUAUAACAAAAAACUCUCUCCAAGCCAUCUGGUAUAAACAGUAUUAAAUGCUAUAGUUAUAUACAUUGUUACUAAAACGGCACUAAAGUUGAUUAAAAUUAUAUCAGAUUUAGAUAUAAAGAUAAUAAUUCUACUAUUAGAAUUCAAUUGUGAA